AUGAAAGGUAAUUACCACAUAGACAAGCAAAACAACAAGAAGAAAAAACCCCACCCUACCAUGAAAAACAACAAAUACAAAGCAAUCCCAGUCUGCAAGCUUAAAAAAACCCCUGAUCUCCCAAGAGUUGGCGAAUUCAAAAAGAAGCUGCUUGAAGAGCUCAAAAGAAAAAAGCCGACUGAAGAGAGAGAAAGACAAAUCCAGGCUUUAUCCAGCAGCCAAGAAGCAUCAAGACACCAAAGCUUACUUGACAAAGUGAUCGAGGCUCAAUCAAAAGCCCAGCUUUAUACCAGCAAAGAAGAGGAAGAAGAGGUCAAGACCUACACAGACCACUCCAUGAAAUCCUACCACAAAGACAUCACCCAAGUCAUUGAAUCCUCUGAUAUUAUCCUUGAAGUCUUAGACGCCCGAGACCCACUUGGCUGUCGAAGCAUAGAGCUUGAGAAUAAGGUCCUGUCUUUCGGGCACAAGAAAAUUAUCAUAGUGCUCAAUAAAAUCGAUCUUGUCCCUGGAGACGUAGCUUUGGGCUGGUAUAAUCAUUUAAGCCAAUAUCUGCCAGUUGUGCUUUUUAGAUGCAAUACACAAAAUCAGCAAAAAGGUUUGAGUUCGUCAAAUUUACACAGAAAAAACGUAAACACAGAGCUAGCCAAUGAUAUUCUUGACUCAAAAAAGACUGUGGGCUCUGAAGCUUUGAUGGGAUUGAUUAAAAACUAUAUGAGAAGCGGAAAUGUUAUGACAGCAGUCACCAUUGGAGUGGCUGGAUACCCAAAUGUAGGAAAAAGCAGCUUGAUUAACAGUCUAAAAAGAACCAAAGUGGUAGGAGUCUCAAGCACCCCUGGUUUUACAACAGGAGUCCAAGAGGUGGAAAUUGAAAGCAAAAUUAAAAUUUUGGACUGUCCUGGAGUUGUCUUUGCGAAAAGUGAUGGGAGAGAAAACCCAGAAAUGGUUCUAAGAAAUGUGAUUAAUAUAGAAAGCGUAGAAGAUCCUAUCACUCCAGUUCAAGCUAUUCUGCAGAAAGUGGCUCCAGAUCAAUUGAUGAAUUAUUAUAAAAUCCCUCAAUUUCAAGAAGGAAUUGAGUUUCUGGCUCACAUCGCUAGGGCGAGAGGAAAGAUGAAGAAAGGAGGGAUCCCUGACCUUGAUGCUUCGGCCAAGAUAGUGCUUCAUGAUUGGGUGGCUGGUAAAAUUUCAUAUUAUACUCUUCCGCCUGAUUCUUUAAGUAUGAGUCUCGAAUAA
Messenger RNA from Blepharisma stoltei, 1233 nucleotides. The record is from the annotation of a GenBank genome assembly. NCBI's taxonomy places the organism in Eukaryota, Ciliophora, Heterotrichea, Heterotrichida, Blepharismidae.